This is a messenger RNA of Ctenocephalides felis (cat flea), 2672 nucleotides long. RefSeq names its product protein lin-54 homolog. Gene Ontology annotation, biological process: regulation of DNA-templated transcription. The coding region runs from base 184 to 2529 and encodes 781 amino acids. NCBI's taxonomy places the organism in Eukaryota, Metazoa, Arthropoda, Insecta, Siphonaptera, Pulicidae. Gene Ontology annotation, cellular component: nucleus. The transcript is spliced from 11 exons. The record is from RefSeq and is a predicted model, not a curated record.
UUAAUAACAGACGUUUAUUCAAAGAUUAAAAUGCGUAUAACUAAUUUACAAUUAAUGAUGUGUUUGAUCAAUUAAAUUAAAAUUCUUGGGCCUUUGCAGAUUAUUAGCCUAUGAAAAAUAACUUUUGAUAGUGACGUAUACUGCACAAAUAACUCUAAAUUUCUUGUAAAUAUUCUUGACAAGAUGGAAAUGGAAACAGAUGCUAAAAAGGACAAUAAAAACAUGGCUCAUGUUAUGCUAAAUGAAGUCACUGAUAUGCUAGAAGAUGAUUUGCAGCCGAUCGAACAAUAUGAUUACAUUGCCUUAGAUGAAUUGCAACCAAUGGAACAAGGUCUUGAACAAUAUCAAGGUGAGGAAGUACAAAGAGAAACAAUGGAAAGUGAAGAAAAUCAAAGUGAAGAACAGUUGCAACAGCAGGAACCUGAAGUUGAAGAAGUUAUAGUGCCAGAAAUAGAGGAAAAACCAAUUAUUGUUCAAACUGCUCCUACUGCUAGAACAAUAGCUCCCAAACCUGCAGUCUCAAAAUUAAUUGGUGGAGCAUCAGGACAGCAAAUUGUUUUUAUACAAGGACCUAAUUCUCAAACUGGACCAACCAUGAGAUUAGUUAGUAGUAAUUCUGCAUCAGCUCCAACAGGGAGCUUUCAGCUUGUGAAGAGAUCAGAUGGUGUUAUGCAGUUGAGACAAGCCCCUCCAAAAGUUGUUACAACGGCUAUCAAAAAGAUUGCACCGGCCCCAAUAAGUAAAAAUCUAUUGACAAAAGUAAUAGUGAAGGGUAAUAAUCAUGUUCUACUAGGAUCAUCACAAGCAUCAGAAUCAAAUGCUAUUAAGUUAUUACCUCUGAAUACAUCUGUUGCGGGUGGUAUAAAACUGACUAGUCCAACUAAGACUAUUACUUUAGCACAAGCACAAAAUAUGGGCUUGAUACGCAGUAAUGCUAAUAAAUUACAAGUUGUAUCUUCUACUGCAAAAGUUGGAAUUAAGGCACCUAUGAAAAUACUUCCUGCUCCAUCACAUGGUAUAACUCCAAUAAAAACGGGCAUCAAUCCACAAAAUAUUAUAAUUAAACAGACUAAUAUUAGACCAGUAGCUAAGCAAACAAUUUUAGCUACAAAAUCUGUUGGUGCAACAGUACAGCCUAUUACUAUGUCAACAUCAUUGAUAAAAGCAAUAAAAACGACUACACAGGUUCCUACUGUUAAAACUUCUACUUCAUCGCAAGUCCCACAAGUAAUAAAAAUUCAAUCUGGGCAAAAUACUUCAAGUGGUCAAAUUCAUCAGAUAAAUGUUCCUGGCCGUGGAAUUCAAUAUGUUCGCCUUGUGAGCAAUACAACUCCUACAUCGACUUCUGUUCAACCACAAGUGCAACAAAAAACUACUACUUUUACUACAAGACCUGUACUAAAACAAGCGCUGCCAGGUAUAAAAUCAAUGAAGAGUACUGUGGUUAGUAUUAGACCUGCAUUAUCUGGUACUAAAACUUUAGUGACUUCCAAACCUACAAUGGUUAAAAGUGUUAACAAAUAUAAUGAUACUAUUAUGACUUCGAAACCAAGUACAAUGAGUAGUGCCACUUCCACUAGUACUUCAGCAGCAACAAAUAUUAUGAAACAGAUUAAAGAAAAUCCAAGUAAAGAAAUUAAAGCAACAUCACAAUUCAUACCAAAAAGGAGAAGUUCUGAAGAUGAUAACAAAUAUCAAACACCAAUGGAAAUUGAUCCUGAAGAUCUGAUAGAAGAGCGAUUACCUAUCUAUGGACGACCAAUUUUCAAAUAUUUAAAACAAGAAGUGAAAAGAGAACUUAGUUUAGAGAAUUUAACUCUUAUUGAUAAAAGAGGAAAGGAUAUUAUUGAAGUUAAUGGCAUUAGACCACGUAAGCCCUGUAAUUGCACGAGAUCUCAAUGCUUGAAACUUUACUGUGAUUGUUUUGCCAAUGGAGAAUUUUGUAAUAUGUGCAAUUGUAAAGAUUGUAUGAAUAAUAUUGAAAAUGAAGACGAAAGGCAGAAAGCUAUUAGAAGUUGUUUGGAUAGAAAUCCAAGUGCAUUUAGGCCAAAAAUUGGGAAAGCUAAGGACCCAGGUUUAGAAACUAUUAGAAGACAUAAUAAGGGUUGUAAUUGCAAGAGAUCUGGAUGUCUUAAAAAUUACUGUGAAUGCUUUGAGGCAAAAAUUGCUUGCUCAAAUAACUGCAAAUGUGUUGGAUGCAGAAAUAUUGAAGACUGUUUGGAAAGGAAACGCAGUUGGGCUGAAGAACUAGAUGGACCGCAUAAGAAGUUUGCAUCUAAUGAGGAAGAUGGAUGGGGUGUAUUAGGAAGAGAUUUGUCAAAGAACUAUAAAUGGCCAGUUAACUAUAUAACUCCUGAUGUAAUUGAAGCCACCUGCCAAUGCUUGUUAGCACAAGCAGAUGAAGCAGUUAAAAAUGACUCCAAGGAGGAAAAAGUCAUCGAUGAGAUUUUAGAAGAAUUUGGACGAUGUCUUGUUCAGAUAAUUGAAUGCUUCAACAAGACAACUGCAACACGAGAGGAUACCACGUAAAAAUUUUGCAGUAUGUGGAUCAAAUAUUGCUUGAAAUUUCUUAUGAAUAAUUAAUUUCAAUUUAAUUUUUUACUUUGUGCAUAAAUGAUGAACAUGUACAUAGAGAUGAAUAAUUAUUUAUAAUAAUUACAGAGUGUAUGAUU